CUUCAAUUUGUGAAGAAACUUCAUGGAGUAACCUAGAGAAACUCAGGUCAGCCACUGGGUAAGGCUAGCAUCAAUCCAGCCAGAAAUUAAAAGCCAAGAAAUGCCUCCUUCUACAAACAAAGAACUGAUUCUUGGCAUCAUGGUAGGUACUGCUGGAAUCAGCUUGCUAGCCUUAUGGUACCACAAGGUCCGUAAACCAAGGACAACAAUGAAUUUCCCUAAAUUUCUUUCCCUGGGUAAGAAAUUUGAUUCACUAACUUUGCAAGAUGAAACACACAGUGAACAAGGAGCACCAGUGGUCUUUCAAAGAAGGCAACUUCAGAUACUAGAAAAGUUGAAUGAAUUAUUGACCAACAUGGAAGAACUUAAGGAGGAAAUCAAACUUCUGAAACAAAGGAUUCCAAAGCUAGAGGAAUAUCUAAAAGAUGAACUUGGAGAGAAGGUUCAUAAAAUCAGUCCUCAGCACAGAGCUAGAAAAAAAAGGCUGACAACAGUUCAAAGUACAGCAACAAGUAAUAGUUCAGAGGAAGCAGAAAGUGAAGGAGGCUGCUGGAAAGAGGACCAGAGCUCCCAACAAAAUUAUCCUGAAGAUCUAGUUACUCCACAACACAAACGUCAUGGAUCCUCUUGUAUUUUACAACCAAAAGUAGCUCUGGGUUUCAUAACAUGUCGUCCUUCUUCAACAUGUAAGAUAAGUAGAAAAUCCUCUUGUUCAUCGAGUGCCUCUAGACACUUAUUUCGCUCUAGAGGAAGACAUGCCUUAUUGACAGGACUUCGAAGGAGAUGGAGACAGCAAAGUAGAGUUAACUUUGAUUCUCAGGAAGACAUAACUUCCAAUGCCACAAGAUCUUCAGGUUUCUUUAGUGCCAUUAGAUUCCGACGAUGUUUUCCCUCCCGCAAGCUAAGUGUAGUUUCCUGUCACAAGAGUAGCAUUGUCUAUGGUGAUCCACAAGGUAGUCUGAACCUGUCUCGUGCAAAGGAAAUUCAAGGCUUUCCUAAAAAGUCAACUAAUACUGAUGCUCAAAAACGUAUAAGCUUCUCUGAUUCCGAACGUGGCAAUAAAUGCUUUCCAAAUUUGGAAACAAACACUAUUUCUCCAGGCCAUUGGACUAUUGAGAGAACAUCUUAUCCACCAAGCCUAACGGCAUCCCGCUUUUCUCUUCCAACUGUUCUUUCUUCUUCCAGUCGAGAGCAUAGCCAACUCCACAAGGAUUCGGAAGAUGCCCUUCAUCACAGGUCUCAGAGACACAGUACAAAUUACUCUCCAGGUGGCACUGAACAACUUCAGUCUCAGAAUAUAACUUCUGCCACAGAUGUCAAUAGCAUAAUUGUUGAAGUUACCUCAGGGCCCUUUGCUGCUUCACCUUCAGAUGAAGAUACACCAUCACCUAUUGAAAUGACUGGAAUAAGGUAUAUUACAGCUAACACAGACACCGAAGAGCAGAGUUUCCCAGUCACUAAGGCUUUUAACACACACAUAGAAGAACUAAAGUUGGAUGUCCUCCUUCAGAAGGUAGACCAUCUACGGAUAAAUGAGUCUGACAAGAUGGAGAGUUUUGAGCUACUUUGUGACCACAAGGAAAAGUUUAGUGAGGAAAUAGAGUUUCUGUGGCGGCUUGCCCGUGCCUAUGGAGACAUGUAUGACCUGUCUACAAAUACUCAAGAAAAGAAACAUUAUGCUAAUAUCGGGAAAACAUUAGGAGAAAGAGCUAUCACAAGGGCACCCAUGAAUGGACACUGCCAUCUGUGGUAUGCAGUUUUGUGUGGUUAUGUAUCUGAGUUUGAAGGCUUGCAAAACAAAAUUAACUGUGGACAUCUAUUCAAGGAGCAUCUAGAUAUAGCCAUCCAGCUCUUACCUGAAGAACCCUUUCUGUAUUACCUCAAGGGAAGAUAUUGUUAUACUGUCUCAAAACUCAGCUGGAUUGAGAAAAAGAUGGCUGCUACUCUGUUUGGGGAAAUACCAUCUUCAACAGUUCAUGAAGCUUUGUAUAACUUCCUUAAGACUGAAGAAUUGCAACCUGGUUAUUCUCUGUCCAACUACAUGUAUGUGGCCAAGUGUUACCUUGAUCUUGACCAAUCUCAAGAUGCUUGGAAAUUCUGUAACUUAGCAUUAUUACUACCUAUUGUUACCAAAGAGGACAGAGAUGCACAUAAAGAGGUGAAAAAAAUAAUCUGUUCUUUGAAGAGUUUCAGGUGGAAAACACACAGGAAGAAUUGUGAAAACAUUGAAAGUGUCAAGUCAAGGAAUGUGGCGAACUACAGAGAUUAGAUAGUGAAAAUAAAAUAUGUAAAACUAUAGUCCUCAAA
Phodopus roborovskii (desert hamster) is the source of this 2307-nucleotide messenger RNA. It is a transcript of the gene Rmdn2, whose product is annotated as regulator of microtubule dynamics 2. The transcript has 13 exons. Gene Ontology annotation, cellular component: mitotic spindle pole; spindle microtubule; cytoplasm. Bases 101 to 2269 code for a protein of 722 amino acids. The record is from RefSeq and is a predicted model, not a curated record. NCBI's taxonomy places the organism in Eukaryota, Metazoa, Chordata, Mammalia, Rodentia, Cricetidae. Gene Ontology annotation, molecular function: microtubule binding.